Molecule: messenger RNA, 456 nt
Organism: Anisakis simplex (herring worm)
Lineage: Eukaryota; Metazoa; Nematoda; Chromadorea; Rhabditida; Anisakidae
Source: the annotation of a GenBank genome assembly
AUGAUAGCGCCGAAUCAGUUCACAUCCGAGUGGAUGAACGCUGCCGAAUUGACAGCAAGAUUGGAAUUAGGUGAUCGCAUCGAAAUAAGGCGAGUGGUUGGAAGAAAUCAACGACAAAUAUAUGCGCAUUGGGCUCUUUUCAUUGGGUAUUAUGAAGACAUGGCUUGUGUCGCACAUGUGACCACAAAUUCUGGUGAUUUCGAUGUGAACGUAACUGAUGUGAUCAAUCCGUCCGACUCCGUUGUUGACCUAACAACGAAAUUUGUGAAAGGUAGUCAAGCACAAGUACAACAAGGUGAACUCACGCGUGUUGCACGUACGGAUAUGUGCCGAAUCAAUAACUCACUGGAUCGACUUCGAAGACCGUUUCCACCGAGCAUUAUCGUUACCAGAGCACUUCUCAUGGUGAAAAUUUCUCAUCUUGGAAGUGGCGGUUACAACAUUCUGUUCAAUAAC